Molecule: messenger RNA, 3816 nt
Organism: Penaeus vannamei (Pacific white shrimp)
Lineage: Eukaryota; Metazoa; Arthropoda; Malacostraca; Decapoda; Penaeidae
Source: RefSeq, a predicted model, not a curated record
UGAUUUGGUAAACUGAUUUUGAAAUGCGUUCCUAUUUACUUUGAUUGAUAUAUCCAUUAUGUGAAUAUAUAGCUGUGGUUUUAACUUACAAUCUUUUGCUUUGAUAUGUAUCCUAACUUUUUUUAUUUAUUAUUUUGCCCCAUAUUACAAAGUAUCGAUUUGAAUUGUGUUAACAGGGAAAGAAUAGUUAAAUAUACCCUUGAUAUGACUUGAUAUGGUUGAAAUGAAGUAAUAUGGUAAAAUAUGAGUUGAUAGAUAUGGGAUUUUUUUGUUUUUUACAACCAUUGAAUCCUAGUUUUGUUUCAAACUAUACUGAAAGUUACAUAUUGAUAUUAUAUUGAAUCAAAUGCAACUGGAGAUGACAUAUACGGUACAUGCCGUGUCCACUGUGGCGCCACAAGUGAUUAGUCACCAAUGAAUCAAUCACUAGUUGAACCUAUUGACUGAUUUGGUAAAGCAUAGCAACCGCACCAAGCAAAGACCACUUGGUGAAAACAACCCAUGUUCGUUCAAAACCUCACUGCGUGCAUUUGUAUUCGCCAUGUUUAUCCAAGAAUUUUUUUUUUUUUUUUUUUGCAUGAAAAUGCUGAGGAGUUGUGUAGGCAUUGGUUGUUUGACCCACAAUAUGAUGGGAAAGAAAGGUCUCACCUUUCACUAAUUCCCAGAUCACGAGAAGAAACUCAAAAAAUGGAAUUGAUAGGUUCAGGCCAUGAAAUGUGUAAAUGCUAAUGAGAGCUCUUGGGCACCUGUUGGAAAAUAUGUUUACAUUAGAAAUAGAGAAGGUGUGAUAUAACAAUGUAUAGGUUAAUCCAACUCUUAUAUUCAAUAAAAUUUACUAAGCAGAUUUAAAUAUUUUCCAUCAGGGGGUCUUAUCAGCUUUUACGCGUUUUGUACCCUGAACCCAUCACUUCCAUUUUUCAGGUUUCUUCUCGCAAUCUGGGAAUAUAUGAAAGGUGAGACCAUCCUUUCCUAUCAUAAUGUGAUCAGAACAAUCAACAGAAUUGGCAAUUCAAUGUUAGGCCACUUCAAAGAAUUGUCGAUCCAAAUUUCAGCAGGUACACGAUAUGGACACUUACAGCUGCACAGCCUAUAGUUUCACUUCAUGACACUUUUUCUCACCAAUAGUAAAUGUAUAUUUUUAAAUUGCCAUUUGUAUUUUUUAAUGACAUGAUAUUCACAAUGUUGGAAAGGACAAUAGCAUCAAUAUUAAUAGUAUAAAAAAGAAAAAAAUUGAGGAAAGGGGAAAUUGGGUGAGGUCACAGACUUCCAGUUGACUCCGUGAUGGCUGAGCACUUCAUGGACUCAUCUCUGCAUAAAUGUAUUGAAUAUUACAUAUUCCAGAGACUAUGGGUUAGAUUAUAAAAUAGGAAAUGACUACUGGUAUGGCAGGAAAGUCUUCGACUGGUGUCCUGCACAUUUGGUAAAACAAACAAGAUGGCGGCGUCUUGACACGAGAAGAUGAUACCACUCUCAAGUAGAUUUGGUUAGUGAUGUCAUGGAUUACCGGCCACGUCAUUAAUAUGUCACAUUGUACCGAAAACAUCAUGAAAAUGUCACAGCAUACCAAGUCCCACAAUCCUGCUACCAACUUAGGCAGUAUGUAUAUUGGCAUAGCUUCCAGAGGAUGAUCCUGCUCAUCAAAAUGCCUGGCAUGUUAUGGUAUAAGCAUAUUUUCCAGGUAUUACAAGCAAAAUGAGUCAUGUGACAAACUACAAACUGCUAUGAAUAUAUGGACAUGACAGAGCAGGGAGAUAUAGAAAACCAUGCAAUUCUACAUUUGUCUUCAUCAAGUGAAGAUGAAAAUCUAACAGAGAUACCCAAAAGAGUGAGUCAUAAUAAUAAAGAAUCAUCUUUGAGGGAAAAAAUAAUGGAUAAACAGAGUACAUCUCACUCAUCUAGAGGGAGGGCAGUAUGGUUUGAAGAAGAGUCUAUAGAACCCUGCAGAAGUCCACAUAUUGAUGAUAAUACAGGUGACAGUGACCAUGUUGAGGAGUAUGAAGACCAAGAUGAUAUGGAUUUCUUAGAAAGUGAAGAGUCUUUUGUACAAGAUGAUGAGGCUGAAGGACAGUUCAGCAAUAGUUUUGGGGCAAGAGCAGGAAGACAUGGUAGUCAUCAUUCUUUCAUGAAUAAUGUCAACCAAGAAAAGACACUACCCCUUGGGAGAAAAACAGUAAUAUAUGGUCAAACUCCAGUUGCCAUACGGAAAUCUCAGUUAAUUGACAUGGCACAAGCAAGUGGAAUGGCUGUAGAAGACUUUGCAAAAUUUAUUCUAAAUAGUAAUGCACAACAGAAAUUAGGGUGUUUACGUUUGUAUCAUACAACUAAACUUCAUCAGUUGUCAUAUCUUUUCGAUGAAUUAGAUACAUGUCUAAAAAGGAAUGAGGAUGAAAUAAGAAUUGCUAGUCAUCACAACAAUACAGCACGUGGUAACUCUAAUGAGGUUAGAAUGGAAAGUAAGACAGAUAAUGUAUCUAGUGAUAUACAUUCAACCAAAAAAGGAAUAAGAGAAGGUGAAGCAGGAUCUAAUGUUAGAAUACAAAAUGAAUAUGAUAAAAGAUACAAUCCUCUCUUUAAUGUAGAAAAUACAGUAACGGGAAAACCAGUAAUGAAAAAUCAAGUGACCAUAAUAUCUGAUACUGACAGUGACCAAAGUGAUGCAGACUACAUUCUGCCAUCACCAAAUUCAUGUUAUUUACAAAGAAAUUUGCAAAGACAGUUAGAUAUAGUGCCUAAUGGAAACACUAAAAACACACAUAAUGGGCAUUUAGAAAAUGGCUUAGGACAACUUCCUGCAAAAGGUUUCUUAGGAACACCACCAAGCAGUAGCUCUGCCAGUACAGUAAGUAGUGUGUUUGGCCCAUUAAUUGGGAAUCAUAGUGCUCAUUCUAGUUUACAUGAGGCUCCUGAACAAGCUAAUAACAUUAGUAAUACCAGUGAUUAUAAUCAAUUCCUUGACACACUUUUUGACAGUACAUCCUCAAAUAACACAGAAAACAAUAAUAUGUCAAAUAGAUACAAUACAAUAUCACUCUGCCAUAAUUCUUACCAAGGCAUAAGUAAUGGUUAUCAGGAAAAUGAAGAUUGCAAUAAAGUAUUAGACACAAUUCUGUUUGGAGAAUCUCCAUGUUCAACACAGUCACAAUAUCCAUAUGGUAAUUCUGAAUGUAAAAUUCUUGAUAAUAAGAAAAAAGCUAGCAGUGAUUUAGAUUUGCAAAGCAAUAAUAUACCAACCAAAUCCAACUCACAAGAAAAUGGAAAAGAGGUAAACAAGAAAGAUAAAAGGCCUACAAAUAUUUUUCCUUCAUCAUUUGAACUUAGCCAUUCACCUUGGGGAACUCUGGAUCAGCUUUUUGAUGAUUAAGGGGCAUUUUUCAAAACGCUCAAAAUAUUUAUAUACAAGAAAUACUCCCUUCACCAAAGUGUAUGAUUUAAAUGUCUGGCAUAGGUUUAUAUGGACAAAGGUCCUAACCCACUGGAAGGGGUGUGACAGGUUAGAACCUUCUAUGCACAUAGAAUAAAGGAAAUUUUCCAUUGAAAAUUUGCUUCACCAGCCUAGUUGAAUGUAUUGGUCUGGGAGGGUGGAGAGCCAUUUUCAACUUGUGCAUAGGCUCUGUAGCCACUUAGGAAGCUAGUGAUACUUGAAUAUCAAGGAGGGCAUGCUUACCUCUGGCUUCCUGUAUUUUGUCUUUAAUUCUGUUAAAAAUAAACGUCUUUCUAAUGAUUUAGUUACUCUGACGGCAAAAAUUUAAUGUUCAGACAGGGUCCUCAUAGGGCCUAACUGUUGUUAUUCCUUUAAAUAAAGUAUUUGUAACUAAA